Aspergillus brunneoviolaceus CBS 621.78 is the source of this 1695-nucleotide messenger RNA. RefSeq lists its product as uncharacterized. The transcript is spliced from 2 exons. The coding region runs from base 51 to 1475 and encodes 474 amino acids. The record is from RefSeq and is a predicted model, not a curated record. NCBI's taxonomy places the organism in Eukaryota, Fungi, Ascomycota, Eurotiomycetes, Eurotiales, Aspergillaceae.
CACCCCCCCAAAAAGCUCCGGUAAGAUCGAGCACUGUGGUCCCUCUCGAGAUGUCACCCACCCAACGCUUCUACGGCUCGGAGUAUCGCGCAGUGGAAGACUCCGAUAAUCCGGAUGAGGUGGAAGGCCCCACCGACGCCGAGUGCAAAUACCCGGCGUUCCCACCGAAAUCCACGACUAAUCGCAACCGAUACAUCAUCACGGGAAUCAUAUGGUCCGGUCUCCUGCUUCUGGGGUCCUUUCUAGGCCUCGGCAUUGUCCUGACCGUCCUACUAGCCGUCGAAACAGACAACACGGGUUUCAGCACCGACAAUCCUGACUAUGCUCUGUACAAGAACACCGGGUUCAAAGAAUGCAUCAGCACACCCGUAUCCGCCCUACCGUCCAACUGUUCCGUCAUCCGUGAGAGUCUCCGUAGUGAGCCAGGGGGUGUGUUGGCCCUGCUGCGUCCCCAUUUGCGCCACUCAAGCCAGAGUUGGUGCGAGGUCAUGAGUUGUUUUCAGGAUUUCAAGAUCAUUCCCUCUAUGCCCCGGCCCUCGGCCUUCUGGCCGACCGCGCUCGACACCUGGAACAAGACGGCCAUCACCUUCUUCAUGGCCACCUGGCAAGUGAACAAGCUCCACCAGGCCCUGUACAGCAAGAAAGGACAGCCCUGUCGGGGCAUCGAAUGGGACACGUGGGUCAUCCUCGCCUGGGAUCUGGGAUCCUUCGUCUGGUGGUGCGUAGGGCUGGGCCGGUUCGCCGUGCGACCGGCAUAUUACUCCCCCCCCUCGAUGCUGGGCUGGAUCACACUCUGGAAAUACUGCUACAUCACCCGGUAUCACCCCUACUCCUGCGUGCUUCGCCGUGCUCCACGAAAAGCUCAGAUCAUCCGGUGGACGCUCACCGCGGUGGCCACGCUGCAGUGGGCGGCGUCAGCUUACCUCUGCCUCCGCGCCCUGCACUUCCGCAACAUGCCCGGCACGCCGAAACCGGCCUACGACUGCCUGGAGGCGCGCUUCGCCACGGCCCCCGGCACCACAACCUGCACGCCCGCGCAGAUCUGCGCGACCCCGUCGCUGCUCCACUCCUUCAGCCUCCAGUGGCCCAAUCAACGACUCGGGGGUUGGAUCUCGGACGUCGCCUUCUUCGCCGCCCUGUCUGUCCUGGCCAUCAUCAUGGUCGCGGUAAUCGGCCUCUUCCCUCGACUGGCCCGGCUGAUUGGCGGCGGGAAUCUGGCCAAGUGGCGUCGGCGAGCGGCCACAGUGGACUUCGGGUUCGCGGGCAAUGUCUGCUUGGCGGGCGUCGCGUGCACCAUCUACGGUGGCAUGACGGUCGUGGAUGCCGUCCGCGCCUUUGGGCGGGGUCGCGAGGCGGCCGUCGUCUUCAAUUAUGAUUGCACCGCGCUGCAUGUCAAUGUGAGUCCGUGGAGGUAUUACUUGGAUGUUGACUAUGAGUUGCCUGUGAGGGUGGCGAGGAUGUGGUUCAAUGCAUAGUGGGUGCAGGUCCUGGGGGUUUCUUGUAUAUAAUGCGCCUUAAUGACUAGUGAUGAGAGCGUGAAGAUGAAUGAUCUUCAGCUAUCAGGCGAACUGUCUAACAUGGCGGCGAGCUGCCUGACCGAUGAGGAGGUCAGCCCUCUCCACAACUAGUCGAGAUACUCUCAGUUCCUGCCUAUCAGGUCUUUGCAUUCUGAAUGUGAUUCUCGACUACACCGGU